This is a messenger RNA of Pochonia chlamydosporia 170, 2532 nucleotides long. RefSeq names its product involucrin repeat protein. The transcript has 3 exons. The record is from RefSeq and is a predicted model, not a curated record. The coding region runs from base 1 to 2532 and encodes 843 amino acids. NCBI's taxonomy places the organism in Eukaryota, Fungi, Ascomycota, Sordariomycetes, Hypocreales, Clavicipitaceae.
AUGAACGGCUACCCGACGGGUAGAUCCCCAUAUGACUACGGGGCCUCCAACUUGACACCUCCGGACUCGAGCAUCAAUGAUAAAUCGGACGCUUAUAGAGAAGAUGGCAACAUCAAUGGGCUCGCGCAAGAUGCGUCGCGUCGAAAUCAAACAACCGACCCGAACUCAACGCCACGCUCGGCGCGAGUCGAUCUGAAAGAUCCCAUUCAAAUCCACUUGCUCACCGAGACGGCUCUUUCAGACAGCAAGGGAUACGAAAUUCUGUCCCAGGAGGAAGUGGACGAGCUGAAGAAGCAGGCAGCGCUUCUCACCCAGCGCGUAGAAUCUACGAGAUCGAACCUCGCCAUCCAGUCCAAGUAUCGAGAUGCUGCAGCAUCCAUGGCCCGGCUCAAAGGCCCUGGCCAAGAUGACCAACGGCGCGACCAGGAAGCUGAGCGCGAGAGGAUCGAACUGGAGCGCAAGUGCGAUGAGCUGGCUUCGGAACUGCUGGACCUGGAAAAACGACUUCUUGUACCACAUCGGAAAAUCGUCGAGCACACCGCAGCUAUCCUCCAAUUAACGCACAAGGCGAGCAGGAGGAAGACUGCGCCGCUGAAUGGACAACCCGUCAACGGUAUUCCUGGCAGCCCUGAGAGCCUAUAUACCUACUCCCACAGCAGAAAUAGCCUGGACCAAAUUGGCGACGACGCAUACUUUGACGAAGCCGGCGGCUAUCACUUGGACGGAAUGGAUCGAUCCAGAAAGAACGCGAUUGAGAUUCCUCUGAAGUCCCCGAUCCGUGAGCAGAAUCAACUUCGAGUGGAAUUGGACCGUAUGCGAGAGGAGAAUACGCAUCUGCGUUCACAAACGGAUGGGCUUUUGAAGAAACUACAAGGCCUCAACGUUUCGCUUCGUGACACCAUUGUUCGAUUUAAUCCAGAGGUAAAUCGAGCGUACGAUGACCCACCGCGCAUGUCUGCGACCCCCGAAAUCAAGCUGGCGGAUUUGCUCAAAAGUCAGGUUGAGUAUCUGGAGAGCGGCUUGGUUGCCGUGCAGGCCGAGCAGGAGUCUUUCAAUGGUGGCAGCCAGAUGGGAGAGCGUCUUGAGGCAAUGAACCUUCAGCUGCGAGAUCUCCUCAUGAUGUCAGAUCCUCACUACACGCCAACACCUCUGCCGUCAGACUCUGAUGUCAACGGACAAAUGGCAUACCUCGAGGACUCUAUUCGAUCUGUCGACUCUCAGCUGGCUCGUGCCAAUUCCUCCACCAAAGCAAUAGACGAGUCCGGCCCUGUUCUGACUAGUCUCUGGGACACAAUGCAAAGAGGUUUCGCGGAAGCCAAACAGCGCCAGGACGACCGGAAGAGAAGCCGAAUCGACAAGGGCCUGCCCGAAAACGAUGUGGAAAUGUCUGACGACGAGGGAUUCGACACGGAUGAGCCCUACUCUCUGGACUCAUUCUCAGACAGAGUACGGUGGAUGCACACACAAGCCAUUACUCUGAGAGAUCAGAAGUAUGUGCUCAAGCGGCAAAUUAAGCAGCAGCGGGAGCUCAACAACAAGUCCGACGCCGAAAAGGACGAAGAACUGUCGAGAAAACAGGAGGAGCUCGAAAAGAGCCGACAGCUUUUGAGUCGUGCCGAAAAGGACGCCAUGGACGCUCAAAAGAUGCUGUCAGACACCAUGGCCGACUUGGAGGAUGCACGAAACGCCGCCGACGCUAGCGGAGCCGCCAAACUUGAGAUUGAAGAUCGCAAUGCCAAGAUUACCCAACUGGAGAAGAGCCUCAAGGCUGCUCAAAGCAGCUUGGCUGCCGCAGAGUCAGGAAGCAAGGGAACCGAGGGCCAGCUGGCCGCUCUCAAUGCCCGCAUUGAUGACAUCACGCAAAGCAAGAAGGAGGCAGAGGAAACGAGUAGGGGCCUGCAGCAGGAGCUGGCGGUCAAGGUGAGGGAGCUGGACGACGCCAAGAAGAAAGUGGACGACUUGGAAUCAGAAAUGGUUGAUCUCAAGCUUGAUCUCACGGUGGCCAAGGCGGAACUGGACGGUGCUUAUGGAACCCGUGCAGAACGCGCGGCCGAUCUUGCAGCCGUCAAAGAGAGCGCCAAGAUAGAGAAGCUUGAAAACGAGAUUAAGAGGCUCAAGAACGACAUCGAGCGACUGAGGACGGAACUCACCGGUAUGACAGAUGAGCUCCAAAAGGUCACCAACCUAUCCAUUGCUUCAGAAAAGGACAAGUCCCAGCUGGAAGAAUCCUUGAGCGAGGCAGAAAAGGCAAAGGCCAGCCUUGAAGGAGAACUACACAACACGCGCGGGAAGAUGGCCAAACUACAAGAGGACCUAGACGGCGAGCGACUCAAGAUUCACGGCGAUGGUUCCAGACCCGGAGCCGGUGCGUCAAUGCUCAGCGAGCGCUUCAGAGCGACCAUGAGAGAAGAGCGCAAGAAGUUCCAAGACGAUCUAAAGGAGGAACGCCUCAGAUGCCGCAAGCUAGAAGAGGAGCUCAGCAAACUGAAGCGCAGUUUGGGACCCGGCAAAAGUCCCCUAAGUCCACGGUAG